Messenger RNA from Cimex lectularius (bed bug), 613 nucleotides. Its product is annotated as cuticle protein 12.5-like. The record is from RefSeq and is a predicted model, not a curated record. NCBI's taxonomy places the organism in Eukaryota, Metazoa, Arthropoda, Insecta, Hemiptera, Cimicidae. Bases 48 to 587 code for a protein of 179 amino acids. The transcript is spliced from 2 exons.
CGGGGUGGUUCAGUAGACAUUGUAUCAGCAGAAUACAAACAGCAAACAUGUACAAGUUGGCUCUUCUUCCCCUCUUCUUCGCCGCUGUCUCAGCUGGCUACUUGGGAGCUGCUCCCGUCGCCGCCCCCGUGGCUUACGGAGCUAGCUACGGCUACGCUUCCCACACCGUCGCCGCCGCCCCGGUCGCCUACGCCUCCCAUGCCGUAGCCGCCCCGGUCGCCUACGCUUCCCAUGCCGUAGCCGCCCCCGUCGCCUACGCCGCCCCCGCCCCCGUCGCCGUCGCUCACGCUGCCCCAGUCGCCACCUCCUACGCCAACACCUACAGGACCGUUAACAAGCCCGUAGUCGCUGCUUACGCCGCUCCCGUCGCCGUCGCUCACGCCGCUCCCGUCGCCACCGUCGGAGUCGCUCACGCUCCCGUCGCCGUCGCUCACGCCGCUCCAGUCGCCGCCGUCGGAGUCGCCCACGCCGCCCCUGUAUCUUACGGAUACGGUCUCGGAUACGGACGUACCCUCGGAUACGGAUACGGACACGGUCUCGGAUACGGAUACGGACACGGACUCGGAUACUCCGCCCUCGUCCACUAAAUGUCUCCUUGACAACUUCUCAACCA